Molecule: messenger RNA, 2269 nt
Organism: Ruditapes philippinarum (Manila clam)
Lineage: Eukaryota; Metazoa; Mollusca; Bivalvia; Venerida; Veneridae
Exons: 2
Coding region: 317-1807 (496 amino acids)
Source: RefSeq, a predicted model, not a curated record
AUACACUGAUAAAGUGUUAUAACUGAUACAUUAUCUAUCUAAUAAAACAAUAAAGUGUUGAGUGUUAUAUUUAUUGAAUAGGCAUGAUUUGCUAUUUGUGCAAAGCGAUCGUAUCUAGAUACCUUGGAUCCUAGGGGUUAACACUUAUUGAAAUUGUAAAUCCUCUAGUAUUUAUGAUAUUUAAAAUUUGAUGGGAAUCUUUUCCUAAAUGUGUGUAGAAAUUGAUUGUGUUUGACUCGGAUUUGUUAGGUAAACCAUGGAGAUGUAGGUGCGAUGGACAAAGGAGGUUAAAAAGGUUUGAAUACAAUAAAAGACUAUGUUACCGUCCAGCUACACUCGAAGACUACGAACGCGGGACUUGAUCCAGAGAAACUUUCCUGACAUAAACAGGACUACUAGUAAGUCCAGCUCUAAAACCUUCACACGGUUAGGAUUAAAGGACGCAAGAUCUACACAUUUAUACCUUCCGACUUUAUUGAGAGAGAAUACUAAGAUUAAUCAUAUUUCGAGAGUGUCUGGACAGAUAAAUCUGGUUUUGGAGCGACUUUCUCACAUAGACAAGAAACAAGAGGAGGAAGAGGCUGUAUAUAAAAGGAAAGCAAAUGCUAUUUUCCUCAAAGAGAAAAGAGAUACGCCUAUUCCACCACAGAAAUUAGAUAAGCAACAUAGUAGGAUGAGUCUUUCUAAAAAUGUUGGGAAACUCAAACCUAUCAAAGAGAAAAAAGAAAAGAAGGAAAAGAAGGAAAAGAAGGAGAAACAGCCUGUACCAAUUAUCAAAGACACACCUGAAAAUCUCACUCGUGAAAGAAUGGUAGUUCUCGCAAGGACUAUAAUGAAGGAUAAAAGAAUGUCAACAUGCUACAAACGCAAUCCGAAUAGAAUAGAAAUCAUGCAGCCUAUUGUUUGUGAAGGUACCCCUGCAUGGACUCACGAGGUUAAGUCAGAGGUAAUCAUCAUUGUGCCAAUCAAGUCACUGAGAUAUACAAAAUGGAAAUAUUCAUCACCCGAAAUAGGUUACAUUGAAAUUAAUCUUCCGAAUAAAAAUCCUAGGUCUAAAAUAGACACGUAUUCUCCGUUACGAGCAGACGACGAGAUACAUUUAUCAUCAUCAAAACUUAAUAAAGCCUUGGUAGAGGUGUUUAUGGAAGGACUUAGGGUUACUAAAUUUGGAGAUUACAGUCUUUUGCCCGAGUUAAAUUUCGACUAUCUUAAUGAUACCCUUGAACUAGUUUUCACAAAGCAUUUGAAAAUACCAUUGGUACCUGCCAUAUUCUUGUCUGCUGAUGAGCCACUGUACGUAAUAAAACCCAACUUACCGGACUUAGAUCCAACUUCCGAUACCUUAUUCCGAGCAUGCUUUUUAGUGCAAGAAGAAAACAUACUAAGAAAAAUCUCAACCACUGAUCAUGGUCUCCGUAUCGAUGCAUUGAAAGUCAUACAUACGUUAUGCAAGCAAGACUGGAGACUUCAAACGCUCACCGUCUUCCAUCUAAAAAACGUAUUGAUGCAUGACAUUGACUUUGAAAUUGACCAUUCGCCUAGGUGGCAGAGACUUACUAGAGAUAUCUGUGUUCAGUCCAUCUUAAAAAGACUACUAUACUUUGUCAAAAAGGAAAAUUUACCGCAUUUCUUUCAGACAAACUUAAAUCUUUUCAAAAGAAUACCAGUGAAAACGUUAAGGUUUAUGCAAACCCCUUUAGAGAGGUUAGUUAGCAAUGAGCCUCAGUUAAUGAGAGACCUCCAAAGAGCUUCGCGGAACUACGAGGAUAGUGAUUCUAGUUCCGAAAGUGAUGAAGAUUGGUGGUAAGGGAAAACAAGAAAGUGUUUCCAAAUUGAAAUAGUAUUCAAAUGAGCAGAGAAAACAGGCAAAGAUAACGAAAAUUAUAAAUUUUACAAAUAUUGUUUUCUUAAUUUUGACAAGUAAACAUUUCAAUAUAUGCAAAGAGGAUUACAAAUUAUAGAUGGUUUUGCUGCCGUCUAAAGGAUCGUAUGUUUUAAUUUAUAGACACGCACAUGAGAGAUGAAACAGUAAAAUAAAACCAUAAAAAUCUCUAGUUUUGAUAAUUGGUGAUGUUAAUGAUACAAUUAUUGACUUUGCAACCAAUUUUUUAAAUGUAGUAAAAAAAGAGACAAAGGCCUUUUUCAUUUUGCAUUUAUUUACUCGACAGUCAAUAAAACUGUUACUGUUGUUUUUCACUCUAACUCUUCAUUUGUGCACAACUUGUUAUUCCACAAAAAUAGUAUCAUUGUUUAAAACAUCUUAUCAAUA